This is a messenger RNA of Penicillium maclennaniae, 660 nucleotides long. RefSeq names its product oxidase ustYa family protein. The transcript is spliced from 4 exons. The coding region runs from base 1 to 660 and encodes 219 amino acids. The record is from RefSeq and is a predicted model, not a curated record. Lineage: Eukaryota; Fungi; Ascomycota; Eurotiomycetes; Eurotiales; Aspergillaceae. Gene Ontology annotation, biological process: mycotoxin biosynthetic process.
AUGAAAGUGAUGAGUAGCCUGAACCCACAAAUCACUUACUCGCCCGCCAAAGACGCAGUCAAAUACACGACUAGGUUAUUUGACAGCGGCCUGAACUAUGGCAAAACAAUUUAUCAAGGACCUCCCUCCCAGAAAAGCAAUGAUGCAUGGACGGCGCUCUUUAUUCAUGGCUUGACACGAAUCAGCGCAGCCGAAGCCGCGCCGAUGCAUAACAAAACACUCCCUAUCCCCGAUGAUCCCGAGAACUAUAUCACAUCGCUAGCUGUUUUUCAUCAACUUCAUUGUUUGAAUGCCAUUCGCAUGUCCCUCUGGAAUACCUCUCUCAUGCGUGGCGACGAAGACGAAACAAGUAUGCGCCACCUCGAUCACUGCGUUGAUAUUAUUCGGCAAGCUAUUAUGUGUCACUCGGACAUCUCUCUAUUCGUUUGGGCGCGCGACCCCCGCGAUGGAAAAGCCAAGGGCAUCUCGAGCGUCACGCAUACCUGCCGCGACUUCAAUGCGCGGCAGAUCGCCCGAUGGGCUGAUUACCAUGUGGUUCUGGACUAUGGAGAAGUCACAGACUGGGAAAAGCAAGAGCCAGAUUACAAGGCUUGGACAGCGGGGAAGAAAGAGGAGAUGCUGAAAUCAGGUCAAAUAUUUUACGAGGAUGAUGACCUUUAG